Molecule: messenger RNA, 8175 nt
Organism: Balaenoptera acutorostrata (minke whale)
Lineage: Eukaryota; Metazoa; Chordata; Mammalia; Artiodactyla; Balaenopteridae
Gene: ZNF445
Product: zinc finger protein 445
Exons: 7
Coding region: 287-3358 (1023 amino acids)
Biological process (GO): regulation of DNA-templated transcription
Source: RefSeq, a predicted model, not a curated record
GGGCUGGACUCAGAGGGCUGGAAUCUUUUGCCAUAUUCACAGGCAGUUGCCCUCAUUUUUCUGUUGGUCCGUCUUCUCAUCACCUCUUUACAAACGCUUCACUGACCUCUUUGGACAUUUCUGCAGCAGCUGCUUCAGAACAGUCUCUUGCCAGUGACUUCUGAUGUCCCAGCAAAUGGCAUUGUCCCCAGCAGUGCUGAAAAGAUACUCCCGAAGGCCUAGCAGUGAUAUAUACAACUAACGCAGACUUGCUUGCACUCUACUGGGUAGACCUUGAACAGGAGUGAUGCCUCCAGGCAGAUGGUAUGCUGUCCAUCCAGCUCAGGCCAAGGCUUCAAGGGAGCGAGGACGCCUUCACAUGGUAAAGAAGGAAGAAGAGGAUGAAAGCUACGCUUCAGUGCCAGCUGCCAGACCACAGACACUCAAUCGUCCUGGCCAGGAGCUGUUCCGCCAGCUCUUCAGACAGCUUCGCUACCAUGAGUCUUCUGGGCCUCUAGAGACUCUGAGCCGGCUCCAGGAGCUCUGCCGCUGGUGGCUGAGGCCAGAUGUUCUUUCAAAGGCCCAGAUUCUGGAGCUGCUGGUCCUGGAGCAGUUCCUGAGCAUCCUGCCAGGGGAGCUUCGGACCUGGGUGCAGCUGCAUCACCCUGAGAGUGGUGGGGACGUUGUGGCCUUGCUGGAAGAGCUACAGAGGGACUUCGAUGGGACACCAUGGAGGGACCCAGCCCCUGCCCAGAGCCCAGAUGUGCAUUGGAUGGGCACAGGAGCCCUGCGAGCCGCACAGAUAUGGCCCCCUGCUUCACCUCUCAGGAGCGGCUCGGCUCUGGGGGACCACCUGCUGCCUCCCUAUGAAAUAGGAGUGCGUGACUUCCUGGCUGGGCAACCCGAUCCUCCUGCUGCACAGGUUCCUGCCCUUUCCCAGAGACAGGGAUGCUCAGGAGACCUGGUGACAGUCCAGCCUCAGGAGGCUGUGACUUUCAAGGAUGUGGAGGUGACCUUUGCCCAGGAUGAGUGGGGAUGGCUGGACGCUUCUCAGAGGAACCUGUACAGGGAUGUGAUGCUAGAGAAUUAUGGGAACAUGGCUUCUUUGGUGGGGCCAUUCACCAAACCUGCUCUGAUCUCCUGGUUGGAGGUAAGGGAGCCGUGGGGCUUGAAUGUCCAGGGAGCUCAUCCUAAGGGGAGUCCAAGUGCUGCCCCUGCAGGAGGUGAGCUCCAUGUGAAAACAGACAAGUUCAUCUUAAAACGUGAACCUUUGGAAGAAGCUAUGCCAUCAGGAUGUCAUGGUGCAGCAAAUGUUUCUCAGGGAACAGGGCUCAGAGAAUCUUUUGCACAGAAGAGCAGGUUAAAGGAGCAAUGUGGAAACCCCAUACAAGUGAGAGUUAAGAAAGAAGAGACCAAUUCCAGCCACAGGACAGGAGAAGACUGUGAAGAAUCGGGAAGAAGUAAUAGUCUUCAUCUAAAACAUAUUACAUGUUUGAGAGGACCCAGAAGAAAGCAGUCCCUUAAACAUGGCUAUGGCAAACACUUCAGAGGGAGUUCAUACCACUGUGAUUACAAGGAAUAUGGGAAAGGGCUCAGACGCAUGAUUGGCGGGUUUAGCCUACAUCAGAGAGUUCAUGCUGGACUGAAAGGGAAGGCAAAGGAUGCGCACGGGAAGGACUUCAGCCUUAGUUCUCAUCACCAACACGGACAGAAUCUUCACGUGGUGGGGACAUCGUAUAAGUGCAGUGACUGUGGGAGGACCUUCAGUCAUAGCUCCCAUCUUGCAUGUCAUCAGCGACUUCACACUCAAGAGAAGCCGUUUAAGUGUAGGGCCUGUGGGAAAGCCUUCAGGUGGAGCUCAAACCGUGUGCGACAUGAGAAGAUUCACACUGGUUUGAAACCUUAUAAAUGCAGUUUAUGUGACAAAGCUUUCCGACGCAUGUCUGCCUACCGCCUGCACCAGGAAACUCAUGCUAAGCAGAAAUUUCUUGAAUCUAAUCAGGAUGAAGAAGCUCUCACUUGUGGCUCAGGGUUUGAUCAUCAUUUGAGAGACCAAAGUGGGGAGAAACUCUUUGACUGCAGCCAGUGUAGAAAAUCCUUCCACUGUAAGUCAUAUGUUCUUGAACAUCAAAGGAUUCACACCCAGGAGAAACCCUAUAAAUGUACCAAAUGUAGGAAAACAUUUAGGUGGAGGUCAAACUUCACUCGUCACAUGAGACUGCACCAGGAAGAGAAAUUCUGUGAUCCAGACAAAUGUAGAGAAGACUUUAGGCAGACCUCCGACUACAGUCAGCCCCAGAGUGCCCCCACUGUGGAGAAAGCUCUUUUGUGUCAGCAGUGUGGGAAAACCUUUACUCGAAAGAAAGCUCUCAUUGAUCAUCAGAGAAUUCACACAGGCGAGAAACCAUACCGAUGCAGCGAAUGUGCAGAAGAGUUUCCUCAUAGGUCGGCCUUUAUCGUUCAUAAGAGGCAGCAUGCCGUCGAAAGAAAGCCUGAGGACGUGCCAUCGUUUAGUCAGGACAGAGCAUUCCAAGUUCCUCAGAGCAGUCACACCACAGAGGAACCUUACAAAUGCAGCCAGUGUGGCAAAGCCUUCCGUAAUCACUCAUUCCUCCUUAUCCAUCAGAGAGUUCAUACCAGAGAGAAGCCUUAUAAGUGCAGGGAGUGCGGGAAGUCUUUCAGAUGGAGUUCUAACCUCUCCCGACAUCAGAGGAUUCACUCUUUGGGAAAACCGUAUGAGUACCACGAAAGUGAAGAUGCUCCAAAUCUGCAGUCACAAAUCCUCACUGGUGCAAAACCUUUUUGGUGCCAAGAAUGUGGGAAAAGCUUUACACGUAAAAGAAGUCUUUUAGAUCAUAAGGGAAUACACAGUGGAGAGAAGCGCUAUAAAUGUAAUCUGUGUGGUAAAUCUUAUGACAGAAAUUAUCGCCUUGUUAAUCAUCAGAGAAUCCACACAAAAGAGAGACCAUUUAAAUGUCAGUGGUGUGGGAAAGAUUUCAUUGGAAGACAUACUCUCUGUAUUCAUCAGAGAAAACACACCAGAGUGGCCCAGUCCGAAUGCAGUGUGGCUGGGUUGUCUUCUCGCCAGGAUACAGGGGUGAGUUUACAGGAAUUAAAACCAAGUGAGGAGAAGCCUCUUGAAGAUUGUGAGAAAACUUGUGAUCAGAACUCUGGACUCACUGGGCUCCAGGACAUACCCACUGGGGGAAAGUGCCACAAAUGUACCACUUGUGGGAAAACUUUUAGCAAGGGCUCACAACUCAUUAGCCACAAGAGAUUUCAUACUCGAGAGAGGCCCUUCAAAUGCAGAGAGUGUGGGAAGACCUUCAGGUGGUCUUCAAAUUUGGCUCGGCAUAUGAAAAACCAUACUAGAGAUUAGCUUGGGGUCCUGGGGACCCUGCUAGAGAACCCCUGAUUGUAGGCAGUGUGGGGCAGACCUUCACAGAGGGCCCAGCCCUUUCUAUUUUGGAAGCUAGUGGCAGAGAAUCCUAAGGAUUCAAAAAUGCAGGCCAGGGGCUUCCCUGGUGGUGCAGUGGUUGAGAAUCCGCCUGCCAAUGUGGAGGACACGGGUUCGAGCCCUGGUCUGGGAAGAUCCCACAUGCCGCGGAGCAACUAGGUCCGUGAGCCACAGCUACUGAGCCUGCGCGUCUGGAGCCUGUGCUCCGCAACAAGAGAGGCCGCGAUAGUGAGAGGCCCGCGCACCGCGAUGAAGAGUGGCCCCUGCUUGCCACAACUAGAGAAAGCCCUCGCACAGAAACCCAACUCGCACAGAAGACCCAACACAGCCAAAAAUAAAAUAAAUAAAUAUUUAAAAAAAAAAAAAAAUGCAGGCCAGGCACCCCCAUCCUACUGCUGGAAAAUGAGAUGCUGGGGAAGAGCAGCAACGUGUUCCAGAAGGAGGCUUGGGCCCCUAGGAGUAGUCUUUGCACAAUGGCCUGGAGCUCCCCCAGCCAGAUCUCCUUCUAUAACUCUAAAGGGAGAGACCAUUGCCUUUCUUGGUUCAACAAAAUGUCCGUGGCAUGGUGGGCUGUGGCUGCUGGGAAGGGGCCAGUUGGAUCCUAAGUUUCCCUUUGAGUUUGGCUUGUGAUGGUGCCUAGUCUGUUUGACCUUAAAAGCACCAGCAGCAGCAAGAACUAGUCUCUCCUGAUGCCUCCAGGGGAGUUCUGGCUGCGGCUUCAGUCUUCACAGCUGACUGGAUAUUUGCCAUGGGCAUAGAGUUGUCUCAACUGCGAGUGGAGAACAGGGUACUGGGCUUGAUCACCUGGAGAAUGAAGCUCGACCAGUGCCCCAUCGCCAUCUCCAUCCCACAGGCCUGUAUGGGUAGCAGCGGUCCAUCUGCUAAACAGAAAUGUUCUGAGCAUCUCUCAUAUGCCAGGCACUGUCGUGUGUGCCAGAGACCCAGCAGUGAGUGGAACAAAAAAGUCUGCCAUCUUGGAUCUUUACAGACAAUAAACAAAUGAGAUAUAUAUAGUAUUUUGGAUGAUGAUAUGUAUUGUGGACAAAAUGAAUCAGAGUAGAGUGAGAGGGAAUGCUGGAUUGGAAGGUAGGUUGAGAUUUUAAAUGGGCUGGUCAGAGAGGGCCUCAACUGAGAAGGUGAGAUUUGAAUAAAGACCCAAAGGAGAUCAUGGAGGAAGCCCUGUAGGUCCCUAGAUGCUACACAGGACCCUUCACAGGAGGUAGGGUCUUGUCUGGUCUCCUGGGGAAUUUCAUAGGAGGUAAGGUCUUGUCUGGUCUCCUAGGGAAUGGCAAGUAGGCCCCUGAGCCAGAGUGGAGUGAGCCAGCUGGAAGCGAGGAGCCCAGAAAGGUGGAGGGCCAAGGCGCAUGAGCAUCGUGGGUACUCACUGGGGCUUGGCUACCUCAAAGGGAGGUAGGGGGCUUUUGGACAGUUUUUAGUUGAGGAUUAUUGUGGUCUGAAUCUGGACCCUUAUAGAAUGUAAUUCAGAUUCAGAGUCCCAUGUGUUGAGGGCCGAGGGUCAUGGCAAGGGCCUUGGAGUCGUCAGAUCUGUAUUCCAGGUUUGGUGUGUCUUUUGGCAGGAUGAUCUUGAGUGAGUCACUGAACAUCAGCAUCUAUUUCCUUUUGUGUGAAAUUAGAGUAGCUAGCUAUGCUACCUGGCUGUUGGGAUUGGUGAAAAGAAGGCUUGGUUUACUAAGAUUCUGGGUUAGGGGUCUGAUCUCUAGACCAGAGCCUUCACAGAGCUGCAGCUCCCAUGUCAGUUGAUGCUACAAGCACAGAAAUACCCCUUUACUGUCUAUAUUUUUCAUCCUCCCACUCCUUGUGUGCCACCUGGUACCUCAUAGAGUUCCUGCCCCAAUAGGGGUGUUUCUACUGCCAUUUUUAUAAAAUGAUAUAUAUUUAUUUUUAAACAUUCAAGUCAAAUUUUAAAAAAUGUAAACGGAGUAAAAAUCAACAGAAAUCCCUCUAUACUGAGGUAAGCCUUGAAUAUUUGGGGAUAGUGCUGAUGCAGUCUGUUCAGUAACCUGAGUUUUAAAAUAAUAUUAAUUAUAUAAGUAGUAUGUGAUUAUAGAAAUAUUAGUAAAUACAGAUCAGCUAAAAGGAAAAGUCUGACUACUUGGAGCUAACUACUAAACAUUUUGGUGUAAUCAGUGUUGAGUUUAACUUCAUUGCCCUUGCCUGAAUGCCCCUGGGCGGACCUGCCUUGUGCUGUCUCCCUUCACCUUCAUGCAGAGUGCCACACUGCUGUCCAGGCUGGCCCAGGUCCUCACUCUUUUAAGUCCCAGCCUUCCCUGACCUUUGUCCCUCUAAGCCCUCUCUCCAGGUCCCACCUCUCCUAAUGCCUGUAUGUUGCUCUGUUAGGUGUUGUCUGGGUUUCCAAAAGUUAUUCCCACUACUGCAGCCAGACCAAGUACUUUGGAAGCCAGGUUUGGGUCCAUAUUUAUCCUUUUGCUGGGCAGAGUAGAUUUUGCACAAAGUUGCCUCUUUUAAGGAAUGUAGAACUGGAUUUAUUAUUUCAGCUAAGUCAGGAUUGGAAGUUUUUGAAGGGGUCUGUGAGUGAAAUGUUGACUAGAGACCGCCCACAAGCACGCCUGCUACUUGGGAGCCCAGCCAUGGAUGGUUCCGAGCCAUAGGGCGCUCAGACAGUUUCUGACUGCCCCAGCUAUCAGUGCUCACCUCACACCCCAUCCUGGCCUGGAGAACAUACCCCUUAUUCCAGCCCUGUCCUGCCUUCUCUCCUCUUCCUAGGAAGAACUGAAGUUAGGGAGCCAGAUGGGCUGGGACUCCAUGGAGAGGAGUGGGUAUCAGGAGGUCUUUCAGGCAGGUGUUCAGUGUGGUCGGUCUCACCCUUGCUGACAGAGACUGUCAGCCCAGACAGAGGCAAGUGCAGAGAAAAAAGUGUAGGAAAUGUAAAUUGAUAUGGACCAUCUUACACUCAUAUAAAGUUGGCAAAUUUUUAAAAGCCAUUGUGUGGUUAAGUGUAUGGCACAUGGGAACUCACUGCCAUGGGGGUGGAAAUUGUGACAACUACCGCGCCAAGCAAUUUGCAACAUCUUGUAAAAUUGUGUGUACUCUACCACUUAGAAUUCUACUCUUGGAUAAACUCCAUGUGAAGAAGGAAAUGUGUACAUGACUGUUCUUUGCAGCACUGUGUAGAUAGUAAGACUGGGAGAAGCCUAAAUUUCCAUCAACAGAAGAACGGGUAAAUAAAUGGGUUGUUUGGUACUUUGGGAAGUGAACAUGAAAGAGCUAGAGUUACAUCUGUCAACACAGAUGAAUCAAAAAUGAUGCUGAGAAAGUUGUGGAAGCUACGAAUACCAUUUAUGUAAAGUUAAAUAUACUGUGUAUCUGUGGGCACAUUACUUAAACUUACUUGUGUUUCACUUUUUCUGUAAAAUGAGAUAGUAAUGCCAACCUCACAGGGUGAUGGGGGGAGGGGGACAGUUAAUGAGUUAAUGCAUGUGAAGUGCUUAGAAUAGUGGCUGGCAUGUAAGCCUUGUUGGCAUAUAGUAAACAGUGUUACUGUUUUAUACAAUAAUAUAUUUCCUGUGGAUUCAAAUUAUAUGAAGAGUGUAAAAUCAUGUGUUAGAAUGAGGUGUGAAAGCCAUGCUCUGCCUUCCCAGAGCAGGAGUUGCUGAUGGAAUCACGGAGGGUACAUGGAAGCUUCAGUUGUGUUUUAUUUCUUUUAAGAAGUUGAUGUAGAUGGGUCAGCAUGUUGAUUUAAUGGGAUAAGUGGUGGGUUCUUUUUAAACUGUUUGUUUAAAAUAUCUCAAAAUAAAAAUAUUUUUGAGCAUGGGCUCUGCCAUUUUAUGAUUUUAUAGAAAUCCUGGCUCUGCCAUUUAUGUGAUGUUUCUUAGAGCGAGCCACUCCAUCUCUCAAGGCUUCAGGUUCCUCACCUGCAAAAAUCAGGAGCAACACAGAUGGCUCUUGGUAAAGCAGUGGUUAAACAGGUCUGAUACAUCUAUGAUAGAGAACUGGGCAGCAGUUAAAAAGAAUGGGAAUGUUCUCCAUGUAUUGACACAUGAUCUCCAAGGCCUGCAGUUUAUAGGAAAUUAUAAGCUCCAUUUCCUUUCAUUCCUCCUUGCCUAAAAAUAACAAGUGAUGCCAGAAGCUGUAGCCUUGUAAGUUUAAUGAAGAAGUGGGAGCCUGUGAAUGGAAGAUGCCUAGUCAUCUAUUCCACUUUUUUAGGUUGGUGAGUAAAUAGGUUUACAUACCAACUACCCCACCUUUUAAGUUAACACUAGCCCAGCUAAGAAGAGCAAAGAUGUGUCAGCAGGUUCUAGUCAGGAGCCAGAAACCAUAUUAGUUAACUUAACAAAAAACUUGUAAAGGAUUGUUCACUAGAUCUGUCUAAGUAAUUAUAAAGGGAAAAAGAGAAGGCUAAGGUAUCGUGGAGGUAGUAACUGUGAGAAGGAGCUACCACCCAGGACUGGAGGAGCGGUGAUAGAAUCUGGCCUCAUUUUGGAUGUUUGACCGCUGACAGCUUUCAAGCCCUGUCCCCAUUUUGCCUCACAUCUGAGCAAGCUGAUAAGAAAUCCCAAGCACACCCUCUCAGCUCUGAAGGGGAAGUUUAUGCAAAUCCUGGCCUUUUUUUGUUGCACUGGAAUCCUCACCCCUAACCACAAUAAAAACCAGAGCCACUCACCCCUCCUUUAUCAAGGCAAACCAGCUGGCUUUGGUACCUGUCCCGCUCUCCCCACAGAGCCUCAUUAUAUGAAUAAUAAACUUUUUCAUAACCUCUU